Molecule: messenger RNA, 1059 nt
Organism: Phytophthora infestans T30-4
Lineage: Eukaryota; Oomycota; Peronosporomycetes; Peronosporales; Peronosporaceae
Exons: 2
Coding region: 1-1059 (352 amino acids)
Source: RefSeq, a predicted model, not a curated record
AUGCACUGCACGUCUCGUAAUGGCGCCGUAUUCACGGAUAUUCCGCCUCUCAAAGCCCAGCGCGACGCCUUCCUAGCCUCGAUUCUAGCGCAGAACAUGAAGAAAUACGCAACCAACAAGAAACGCAGCUGCCCAUUUGCAGCUCCAGCCAAAAGGCAGUGUCCUCGUCCGGACGACGACAUCAAGUCGUUGCAACAGGACGUGGAGGAACUGGAGGCGAGACUCGCGGCCGCCAGGAGGCGGAAGAGUCCGCAACUAAAGAAACAGGUCGAUGCUGAACGUCUGCGAGCCAUGCUACAGGCCUGUCACACGCAGGCGCAACAGGACGCGAACGUCAACUUUGGCUUCCACCCGGCCAUGCCCAGCUGCAGUCAGCUCGAAUACGAGCCCACGGUGGAUGCUCCGGUCUUUAAGCAAAUGGAACAAAGCGUCGCGGACCAAUACAGCCAACUAGCUGAGGUUUUCAAUGACGCUGGACUCCAUGACAACAGGACAGACUUCUACGACGCUCGUGUGGUUACAGGCGCAAAGCAGGGCACAUUUGUGCGAUUCACGACAGCUAAAGUUGCCCCAUUCGCACUCGACGCUAUCAAUGGCGCCAUGUGGGACGGAGCUAAAAAGAAUUCCGUGCUGAAUAUGGGACCUGGCUUUGCUAUUGAAGGCGAUGACAGCGACGUCAUGUUCCUGAAAAGAGAGUGCAUGUUGCAAGGUGAAUCGAGCAGCAUCCCUGUGCUCCUCCGCGGGGUGUGUCGUCGCUUCGUGGAGCCCCACCGCGUCGUUGUGGUGUGGGAGGGCACUGGGGAUUGGCCCAAGGACUACCUACGCAAUCACCCGAGCAGCGUCCCGAUUCGGGAGCGUGGCUACUGUACUUGUGUCUGCAUGACGCCUGGUCUGUCGGCAGGUGUCGACAUGGACCAACCCGAGUGUCUGCAAAUGCUGUCCGACGUCGUGAUCCCGUCGUACCGCAAGAUUCUAGAUGCACGUGAGCAGAUGCUCGAGAACGCCAUCCUCGACGAGAUGAUUCACUCCAAGAUGCGUGGCUCCAGCUCGAGGAUAUAA